AUGUUUCACAAGGGUAAAUAUUACAUAUCAUUUAAGCGAGGCUUUGAGGAAAGCAAAAAAGAUAUUUCAAUAGCUGUAGAUAAAAUAUUCAACAGCGACAGCUUAAGAUUAACACUCUCUAAUGAGGAUGACCCAACUUUUUUGUGUAGAAUUGUAAUAACUCGUUGUGACUAUGAAGAGUUAAAGAAACAACAAGGACUUCUUAUUGAUUUUGACAACUUUCCUUCACAAGUAGUUAGGCUACUACAACAAUGUACUGCAAACAAUAUGUUUCUUAUCCUACACCAAAUGAAUCCAGAUGAUUAUAAUUUUGAAGUAGUUGAGCAUAAUGAAUUUAAGAGACUUGUUCAUUUGUCUUUGAAAACAGGUCCAGCAACUGACCAUGAUGUCAAACAACAUAUGUCUGAAUCUAUAUCUGAAUUAAAGAAAACAUUAUUAUCAGUUAAGAGUUCAGCUGCUAACAAUGAGGCACUAAUGAAUGAUAGAUGUGGCAAACUUGAGGUAAAGAUCCAUGAACUAACAAUGGCUUUAUCCAAAAUGGAAGAAGACAAGCUGAGACGAGAGUCUGAAUAUCAAGAGUCAUUAAGACAGGAAAAAGAUAGACUUGUACAGGAAAAACUUCAACUACAAAAAUCAGCUGACCUAAAUGCCAAAAAUGUAUUAGCAAGCUCCCAAGAAAAUUUAAACAAGAAAGACAAACAAAUUGAUGAACUACAUUACUCAUGCAGACAAAUGAAAGACACUAUUUCUCAAUUGGAAAGACAGAUUGGUGAAAAAAAUCAAAGAACAAAUUAUCUUGAGAAGGAGGUGCAAAAGUUUCAUUUAGAAGUAACAACUUUAUCAUCAAAGAAUGCUUCAUUAGAACGUGAAAUAAAUGACCGGGAGAAACAAAUGCACCACUUGAAUACUAAAUGUUCAUCUCUAGAAAAGACGGUAAAAGAUAACUUGGAUGUAAUCAAAGAGUUAUCUGAAAAUGUACAAUCAUUGACAAUAGAAAAGAAUAGUCUCGAACGACGUCUCUCCCUUAGUGAAUCCCUAGCUAGUAGGAACAAUGAAGCGGCUCAAUCGACAUCAGAACAAUUGUUAAAGGCUAAUCAAAUAAUUUCCAAACAAAAUUCAGAUCUAAUAGAGAUGAAGGAUAAGCUUCUUUGCCGUACAGCGAUUGCCCUGGAACAAGAAAAAGUGAUUGAACGUAACUCGAAAGAAAUAGAAGAGUUGACGUCACGGAUUAAGAGUUUUCAAGAGGCUAUAGAAAAGCAGCAAACCGAUGUAGAGACCUGGAAAGAGAAGUGUGAAUUGAAUGAAUUAACAGUUAGAGAUAGAGAUGAGACCAUCAAGAAUAAUAAUAUGGUUAUUCAAUGGCUUCACAAGAAACUAGAGGAGACAAACACUCAAACAACGGACAGACACAAGACUAACGUGGCUAGUUCCACGCCAUAUUUUAUUAAUAGGAACACCUCUACGCUAGAAAAUUCUGAAGAGUCAAUAAAUUUUUAUGCCACUUCUAAAUCGAAUAUAGAAGAUAGUCCUAAUAUCAUUCAUAGUAAAGAACGCAUCACUAAGGGUCUGGAUCCGAAAUACUUAAAACCAUCAGAGGACACAAAGACGAAGAAAAAAGAUUCAAGUAAACCAACAGCAUCACAAAGUAAGGGAAAAGAGAACAAAAAUAUCGAGUUACCCAAAGUUGACUACAGAGAGAAGAAAUCGUCUAAACAAACGACAUAUCGGGCUACACCUGUCUCUGCAUACUUUCCGUGA
Pieris macdunnoughi is the source of this 1758-nucleotide messenger RNA. The record is from the annotation of a GenBank genome assembly. NCBI's taxonomy places the organism in Eukaryota, Metazoa, Arthropoda, Insecta, Lepidoptera, Pieridae.